This is a messenger RNA of Penicillium angulare, 675 nucleotides long. Its product is annotated as ribonuclease P subunit p20 family protein. Gene Ontology annotation, cellular component: nucleolar ribonuclease P complex; ribonuclease MRP complex. The transcript is spliced from 2 exons. The coding region runs from base 1 to 675 and encodes 224 amino acids. NCBI's taxonomy places the organism in Eukaryota, Fungi, Ascomycota, Eurotiomycetes, Eurotiales, Aspergillaceae. Gene Ontology annotation, biological process: rRNA processing; nuclear-transcribed mRNA catabolic process, RNase MRP-dependent; intronic box C/D snoRNA processing. Gene Ontology annotation, molecular function: RNA binding. The record is from RefSeq and is a predicted model, not a curated record.
AUGGGCAAAGGGCCAUUGGAGCGAAAGCUCCAGUUCGAGAAAAAGAAUAAAGAUCUCGUCAAACUCCCAAACUACGCGAAAGUGGAAAAACGCCCUAUACCCCAUCCUCCAGUCGCCUCUCCAUAUGCAAAUGCCACACUCCCAAAGGUUGUCUACGUAUCCUCCGGUACACCUUUCAUGAGCGCUGUGAAGCGUGUCCAGAAACUUCUUCGUCAAGCUGAGAAGCGCGCUACAGCAAAUAUCAACCUUGAAGAUACCCGGAAAACUGAAAAACAGAAACUUGCAGAGCUGUCUAAAGCUGCGGAUAAGCGGGAAGAUGUUUUUUUGAAAGCUACCGGGCGCGCGAUUGAAAAGGCGCUCAAAGUGGGGAAAUGGUUUGAGGAAAAGGAAACUGAAUAUUCCGUCAAGGUUAAUACCGGGAGCGUGUUGGUGGUUGAUGAUAUUGUUGAGGAUGAGGAUAGGAAAGAAAAGGAGACAGAGAAGAAGCAGACUCAAGAGGGACAACAGCAAAUACCCGAGGAUGAUUCGGUAUCCGACAAAGCAGACUCGACGAACAAGAAAGCAGCGGCUAAGAAACGAAAGCGUGAAGCUCCCGCUGAGUCUGAGGAGGCAGAACUUCCUGAGACGCGGACUCGAUGGAUUAAAAUGGUCGAGAUUGCUGUGUGUCUUAAGUGA